Molecule: messenger RNA, 1312 nt
Organism: Cynara cardunculus var. scolymus (artichoke)
Lineage: Eukaryota; Viridiplantae; Streptophyta; Magnoliopsida; Asterales; Asteraceae
Exons: 2
Coding region: 23-1183 (386 amino acids)
Source: RefSeq, a predicted model, not a curated record
AAAAAGUGAGAUUUUUGUGAAGAUGAGAGGUGUGAAUGAUACUAGGGAGACGAUCAACGCUGCCGCCUCGGCGAUUGCAUCGGAGGAGAACAGACCGCCUCAUUCUUCUUCAGUUCAGAAACGAAGAUGGGGAAGCUUUUGGAGCAUUUCUUCAUGUUUUGGAUCUCAGAAGCAAAAGAAGAUUGGGCAUGCUGUUCUUGUUCCCGAACCUAGUUCCUCAAGAACCGAGUCUUCGACAAUUGUAAACCCAUCUCAACCAUCUUCCUUGGUCCUUCCGUUCAUUGCUCCUCCAUCCUCUCCAGCAUCUUUCCUUCAAUCUGAACCACCAUCUGCCGCCCAAUCACCUGGUGGCUUACUGUCCUUCACAGCUGCAUCCUCUGGUCUGUAUUCACCUAGUGACCCCACCAACAUGUUUGCUGUGGGGCCUUACGCCCACGAGAGGCAGUUGGUUUCGCCGCCAGUUUUCUCAACCUAUACCACCGAGCCAUCAACCGCUCCUGUCACACCUCCUCCAGAGUCUGUUCACCUGACCACCCCUUCAUCCCCUGAGGUGCCGUUUGCUCGGUUUCUAGGCUCCGCUAAUCAAAAUGGUGAAGUGGAUCGGAAAUUUUCGUCAUCCCACCAGGAAUUCCAAAUGUAUCAGCUGUACCCCGGGAGUCCGAUGGGCCAACUCGUAUCGCCCAGUUCGGGUGUCUCCAAUUCCGGCACCUCCUCUCCGCUCCCGGAUGGAGGCAGCGUUCCCCACUUCCUCCGCUACCCUACCGGUGCAAAGCGGUCACCUUCAGAAUGGGAAUGGCGUGAAGCAUCCGGCACUAUGACCCCGGAUCCCUCCGGUACCCAGUCCGUUCUGGACCGUCAAGACUCCGAUGUGGGUCCACUGACCAAGUUCUCGAAUGACGAUCAGCAUGCGAUUGAUCAUAGAGUGUCGUUCGAGAUCACGCCGGAUGAAGUGGUGAGAUGCGUAGAACGAAGACUAACUGCUGACGUGGCAGGGGGCGGCGGAGACAGUAGUGGUGAUGAGGUGGCAAGCCAUCAUAGGUCAACAGCAACCCUUGGGUCUGGUAGAGACUUCAACUUUGACAGUAGAGAUGGAGGAGAUGCUAAUUGGUGGAAGGUUGUUGGCAAAGAAAGUGGGGGUGGGCCUAUUAAGAACUGGGCCUUCUUUCCCGUAGGUGUGAACUAGUAUUAGUAUUUACUAUUUAGUAAUGUAAUGAAUUCAAAUCAAAUAGUGUUUGGUAUUUGGAAUUGGAGUCUUUUAGGUUGAUUAAGAAUGUAAAAAUUGAAAUUUGAUAUUUGCGUUUGUGAGAAAAAA